AUAAAAUAAAAGCACCUCUGACCACAUAGAGUGGUCCAAUAAGAAAUACUCUUGCCAUGUCACUUAUCACAGCGUAUUUCGUCUUCUUAUGUCUAUACUUGGACAAUGCUUAUGCAGGUAAAAAACACUACGACAGGGAAUCCCGAUAUAUGCCACCAAAUACAUCAAACUAUUGCUACUAUCCAGAAAGGAAGAUUUAUGAUUGGGAACUUACACCGAUAGAAUAUUGUAAAAGACCUUGCGAUGGAAAACCUAAGCUAUGCCACAUAACUUUGUACAUCGAGCAAUUUACUACUUAUGGAGUGGCUUGUCUAGGAUGUCCUGAAAUCAUGGAAAACUGUUUCAAAUAUGGAUGCAUAUCAGCCAAUGGCUAUCCAAGAGCUAUUAUCUCUAUUAAUCGACAAAUGCCAGGACCACAGAUCGAAAUAUGUCAGAAUGACACCUUGGUGGUUGAUGUUGUGAAUAUAAUGCAUGAAAGUACAACAACUAUACAUUGGCAUGGUCUUAGACAAAUGGAUGGGAACCAAUAUUAUGAUGGUGUGCCUUAUAUUACGCAAUGUCCAAUACCACCAGGGAAUAAAUUCAGGUAUAUAUUUAAGGUCACUGAGUGCGGAACAUUUUGGUAUCAUUCCCAUACAGGUAUGCAAAGGCUGGAUGGUUUGUUAGGAGCUUUAAUUGUAAGGUGCAUUUUCGAACCUUUGAAAUAUUUGUAUGAUUUUGAUAAUAUUUCAAUAUUGAUCAUUGAUUGGACUCUUCAUCCUGCUAGAACUCUAGUGUCUGGAUUCACAAUACAUAAGCAAAAUCUUUCACCAGAAACAAUUUUGAUUAAUGGGAGAGCACCUCAUUAUAAUGAAUCCUCUCAAAAGUACUUGCCAGUUACAGUUUUUAAUGUACAACAUGGUAAAAGAUAUCGAAUCAGAAUAAUUGGAACUUGCAGCUAUACAUGUGCUUAUGCAAUUCAGAUUGAAAGUCAUCCUGUGACUAUUAUAACUCUUGAUGGAGGGCAUAAGAUCAAACCAAUCGGCUGUGACACAGUUAUUGUUAAUGCAGCUGAAAGAUUUGAUGUCAUAUUGCAUGCUAAUCAAAGUAGUGAUCGAGUUUACUUAGUCUUAGUAGAAGGUGUUGGAAACUGCAAAAAUGUUAAAAGCUAUGCUGUAUUGCGGUAUAACAAUAAAACUGUCAACUUUAAAGAAACGGAGCUAAAAUAUAGGACUAUGUUUCCAUUAAAAUACAAUAGAACUUGCAAUGCUAUUGAAACAACUUGUGCUCAGACAAGAUCUAAAAAAGAAAAAGCAAAGGAUAUUUGUAUUAUAGACAUGGAGGGAGAUUGCAGUACUCCUCCAAUAGACCCCUCAAAUAAACAUAUGUGCCCCAUAAGCAAGACAUAUAUUUAUGACUUCUCUCUAGCUCCUAUCACUAGGGAUCAUUUUGAAGUUAUGAAAUAUGAACAGUAUUUUAGACCCGGACUAUAUUCCAUAUUUAUAGCAACAGUAAAUGAUAUAAUUUUUUCAAAUCCUUCCACAACUUUACUUGGAUCUGCAAAGUACAAUCCUCCAGGAACAUUCUGUAAUCAUACAUGUAUGGACAGAAACAUAGACAAGAAAAUGCCUUGUGAAUGUACUGCUGUUUAUCCAGUUCCCCUUAAAGCGUGUGUUACACUUAUCAUGAGAUUCAAAUCUAAUUUUCUUACUCAUCCAGUUCACAUCCAUGGAUAUAAUGCACAAGUUUCAUUUCAAGAAGGUGGUCCAGAGUAUGUGAAUAUGUCAGAUGAACAAUUAAUAAAGCUUGCACAUAGUAAUCGAACCAAAUCUCGCUGCCGCCCAAUAAAAGAUGUGAUUACAGUGCCACGUCAAGGAGUUGUCAUAAUGCAAUUUGUAGCUGACAAUCCAGGCUAUUGGUUUAUACAUUGCCAUUGGUCUUUCCAUGGGGAGCUCGGUAUGGCAUUAAUCAUGAAAGUGGGAAAUUCCCACCAGCAUCCUCCCAAGCCUUUUGGCUUCCCUUCAUGUAGAGAUUAUAUUCCUCAAUGUAUAAAAUACCAUUAAAAAUUAUAUUAACUUUAUUAAAUUUGAUUUAAUUUAAAUAACAUAAUUUUACAGAUUAUUAGCUAUCGGUAAAAAAAUAAUACAUUUUUUAAAAUAUUGAGUUGAUAAUUUUUAAGUCAUUUUGAUAAGUCAUAAUUAAGAUUGGUCUGUCAAUCAGCUCAGUUGAGGUUUGAAAUCACAGAGAUAGG
Molecule: messenger RNA, 2230 nt
Organism: Nezara viridula (southern green stink bug)
Lineage: Eukaryota; Metazoa; Arthropoda; Insecta; Hemiptera; Pentatomidae
Source: the annotation of a GenBank genome assembly